AUGGCUACGGCUGUGCGUUGCUACGACGCUGAAGACAUCCAAGAAGCUCGGAUCUCUUUGCAACAAGAAGCACACAGGAGUGAAUAUGAAUUCAAGCUCUAUCACCAUACGAGUCUCAAAUGGGUUUGGGAUAUCCCAUACCGGAAUCUGGACCUCGACGGAUCGUAUGGCCAAAUACGCUGCGGUAUCACACUGCCAGAUCCAUCCAAAUCUGGACGUCUUCGCUAUAUCAUGAUUCAUCUAGUCGAUCCACAUUACCGAAUCUGCUCCCCCCGGAACGUACCACCACGACAACAAAUUGGUGGCAGGCAUCGGGCCGCUGUGGAGGCCUCCCGCCACCCUGUGUCGCUACUGGAGGAAGGAAUAGCCAUGAUAGAAAGACUGAAAGAUGACCUAUCAAUGGGCAUGGCGGAGGCCUUGACAAUACGCAGUCAGACAGAGUCUGAGCGAGAAGAUGCUAUGAAGAGCUUGUGGGAACAAUGCUGCACUGAAGCACAUGAGAAUCACCUAGUGCUGGCAACAACGGACGGAACUCCCAGCGAGUAUUGGCAAUGCCCCCUUGAUUUUUGA
Messenger RNA from Aspergillus alliaceus, 570 nucleotides. RefSeq lists its product as uncharacterized. The record is from RefSeq and is a predicted model, not a curated record. NCBI's taxonomy places the organism in Eukaryota, Fungi, Ascomycota, Eurotiomycetes, Eurotiales, Aspergillaceae. The transcript is spliced from 2 exons. The coding region runs from base 1 to 570 and encodes 189 amino acids.